GCUACACGGGCGCCCAGGUCACACCCGCCGCACCUGGGUCAGUGGCGAGUCGCGCUCGGUCGGCGACGGAGGGCGCAGCGGAGCAGCCGGCUGCGACGUGGGACACUGACACAAGACCGGAGGAUCUCCACGCGCGUGCAGACGCCCGCCCAGACAUGCCGUCCGCCCGCCUACUGCCGGCCGCUCUGCUGCUGAUGCUGCUCUGUAUGGUCAGCAGCGGGCAAGCGGACGAUUCACGCACCAGGCGGCAAAAGCGAUCACCAUUCCUGCCAAUAAACACCGCCGACGCCGACGACGCAGACGGCGCGACGAACGCGACGCGCGACCGGUCGGACGACUCGCGCGGCCUGUUCAAGGACCUGGUGAACGGGGCGCUCUACCUGGCCGGCACGCGCGUGCUCGGCGCCAACGUGACGGACGCGCUGGUGCCGAUCGCCCAGCCGCUCGUCAACCAGAUUGUGCCUGACCGCGACCCAGUCGGCUUCAACGACGGCCGCUUCGUGUUCGGCUUCGGCAACGGCGCCGGGGCCGGCUCCGGCGCCGACAAGGACGAUCAGGCAGCGCCGGCGGCGACGGCGGCGGCGGCGGCGGUACCGGAGCGGCCGCGGCCCUGCACCACACCCCAGGGCGGCCGGGGCGAGUGCCGCGACCUCAGCGCCUGCCCGCAGCUGCUGCUCGACCUCGGCAACCUGCGCUCUAGCAUCUGCUUCCAGCAGAUAUUCGUGCCGGGCGUCUGCUGCCCCAGCGGGACGGCGUCGCCGGCGGCCGGCGCCUUUCCGGGCCUGGCCCGACCGACCACCACCCGGCGUCCGUUCACGCCGCGUCCGACGGCGAUGCCGGCCGUGCGGCCGCAGGAUUUUGCCUGCGGCCAGCCCCAGGCGCCUCAGUUUCGGAUCGUUGGCGGCUCGGAGUCCCGCCCCGGCCAGUGGCCCUGGAUGGCCGCCAUUUACCUGCACGGCAACAACCGCAAGGAGUUCUGGUGCGGCGGGUCACUCAUCUCUCGCCAGUACAUCAUGACGGCCGCCCACUGUACCAAGGAUACCAACGGCAAGAGCUUCCACCCGCGGCAGUUCACGGUGCGGCUGGGUGACUACGACCUGAGCUCCAGCCAGGACGCCUCUGCGCCAGCCGUCUACACUGUCACCUCAUACCGCACGCACCCAGACUUCAAGAUAAACGGCUUCUACAAUGACAUAGCGCUGUUCAAGCUUGAGCGUCCCGUGGAUCUGAACGAGUAUGUGAUCCCCGUGUGUCUGCCGGUGGAGUAUGAAGGCAGCCAGCUGGACGCCCUGGUCGGACGGACGCCAUCCGUCAUCGGCUGGGGAACUACCUACUACGGCGGCCAGGAGUCGGCGGUGUUGCGUCAUGCAGAGCUGCCUGUCUGGGGCCAGCAGGACUGCGACAAUGCCUACUUCCAGCCGAUCAGGGAAAUCUUCAUUUGCGCCGGUUACGCCGACGGCGGCAAGGACGCCUGCCAGGGAGACUCUGGCGGCCCGUUGUUGUACUUCGAGAACGGCCACUGGAUGCAGAUCGGCAUCGUAUCAUUCGGCAACCGCUGCGCCAAGGCCGGCUACCCGGGCGUUUACACGCGCAUCACCCACUUCCUGCCCUGGAUCCGGGAGAACAUGGCGUGAGCUACCGUCACCGUGACACCUGCUUUGACGCCGUCUCGCGAGUCCGGCCUGGGACACGCGACGGCCGCGCGCCCGGCGUGUCGACCCGCCUCCGCCAGCCGCGGCCGGGAUCCUGUGAUGACCUGACCCGC
Messenger RNA from Pollicipes pollicipes, 1765 nucleotides. RefSeq names its product proclotting enzyme. The coding region runs from base 156 to 1634 and encodes 492 amino acids. The transcript has 11 exons. Gene Ontology annotation, biological process: proteolysis. Lineage: Eukaryota; Metazoa; Arthropoda; Thecostraca; Pollicipedomorpha; Pollicipedidae. The record is from RefSeq and is a predicted model, not a curated record. Gene Ontology annotation, molecular function: serine-type endopeptidase activity.